GAACCUGGCGUAUGUGGAUUGAUUUGACACUUCAUUCUCUAAUCAAUCCGCCUGAACGUCGAUUAUUCUUGUUAUAUUUACAGUAAAACUUGGUAAUUUGAGAAGAUGUGUCUUGCAUCUUUGCGAGAUUGGCCGUAAUUUAUCGCAAUAUAAUUCCGUCGAUCCUCUCGCCUAGACACCUAUCUCGCCUAUAUCCUCCACCGGAAUGCUAACGCCCUUUGCCUACCAGGCUGGGUCAAUCAAUAACGUUUCAACAACCACAUCAUAUCGUUUGAGCUUGUAUACUUGACGACUUCUAGCAUUUACUUCUUCCAUGCCUCGACCCAUGCAAGUUUCAACAAUGUGCAUAGUCGGAUGGAAUGCUUCAAUUCAAGGAUGCAAUGGUUCGAUGUAAGUGAAGCCCCAAUUAUACACGUGAUACGGCCGCUAGCCCGCCAAACCAUCGAGACAGCUCGAAAAACUUCAAGACGCUUCCUCAGACGCCCGCACGCGACGACUCUUCGAAUUGAGCAACCCCCAGCCAACCGCAAUCACAAAAAUGGCCAUGUCUUGUCGGUACGCCGCCCAGAGCUGUGCUCGCCACCUCCGAUCCGCUCGCGCUGCCCGGGCACCCACACAGUUCGUCCGAAUCUCAGCUGCCUCGAGGAGAUGGAACUCAACCGAGGCCGCUCCUGCCAACCCCAAGAUCGAAGCCAUUGUCGAUCAGAUCAGCCAGCUUACUCUCUUGGAGACUGCUGACCUUGUUUCAAGCCUCAAGACCAAGCUCAACAUUCCCGAUAUGCCCAUAGGCGGCUUUGCUGCUGCUGCUCCCGCUGCUGCCCCUGCCCCCGCCGAAGAAGCCGAGGAGGCUGCUCCUGCUGCCGCCGAGAAGACACUCUUCACCCUCAAGUUGCAAGGGUUCGAUGCCCCAUCCAAGGCCAAGGUUAUCAAGGAGAUCAAGAACAUGCUCGGUCUGAGCUUGGUGGAUAGCAAGAAGUUCGUCGAGAGUGCGCCCAAGAUGAUGAAGGAGAACGUCCCGAAAGAAGAUGCUGAGAAGAUUAUCGCCGCCAUGAAGGAGCUGGGCGCCACUGUGGUUAUGGAGUAAAAUGGUUGGAUCUCUGGGGCACAACGACUGGCGACUUGGCACGAUAGAUGGCUGGAUUGCAUGUGUAAAAACAUCUGUACUAGUAUCUAACAAUAUGUACCCUUAGAAAGGCUCAUUUAGCGAUGGGUUCUUUUUAAUUAUGAUAUCAUAUUGAACAAAUGUAUUGUUCACCUACAUACGACCUCAAUUCUCAUGGCAGGUCGAUCUGAAACCUCGCUACGCUAGCCAGCCAUGCCGAAAACGACGGGUAUCAAUACUUUUCUCUCAAUCCCAAUUCGAGCCCAGAACCGAACGCCGACAAAUAUCCAUAACAAUGCAAGAUGAUUCGGUUCCAUUUAGUGACGGUUGCCGUUCGCUGCUCCAUGAUGAUGCUGGCAAUUAGACUGAAUCUCCAUCUCUUUUUGAAAGUCAUCCAGCUCUUCGGUGAGCAGACGGUCGUCGUCUUCUCCAAAGUCGCUCGUUUCCUCCCACAGUCUGUCCAUCUCAGCGUUCUCGGCUUUGGGGACUGCCCAAAUGCUUUCGCGCUCACGCUUGUGGCGCUCGCGG
Fusarium odoratissimum NRRL 54006 is the source of this 1630-nucleotide messenger RNA. RefSeq lists its product as uncharacterized. Gene Ontology annotation, molecular function: structural constituent of ribosome. The record is from RefSeq and is a predicted model, not a curated record. Gene Ontology annotation, biological process: translation. Gene Ontology annotation, cellular component: ribosome. The coding region runs from base 539 to 1084 and encodes 181 amino acids. Lineage: Eukaryota; Fungi; Ascomycota; Sordariomycetes; Hypocreales; Nectriaceae. The transcript has 2 exons.